This is a messenger RNA of Impatiens glandulifera, 1358 nucleotides long. Its product is annotated as protein YIP4b-like. The coding region runs from base 172 to 996 and encodes 274 amino acids. The transcript is spliced from 3 exons. Lineage: Eukaryota; Viridiplantae; Streptophyta; Magnoliopsida; Ericales; Balsaminaceae. Gene Ontology annotation, cellular component: membrane; trans-Golgi network. Gene Ontology annotation, biological process: endoplasmic reticulum to Golgi vesicle-mediated transport. The record is from RefSeq and is a predicted model, not a curated record.
CGAAGACAUUUGGAAAAUCUAAACCCUACCCACGUACUGGUGCGAUCCUUCUUCUUCAUCUUCUUCCCAAUUAAGCCAAAUAAUUUCGAUCAUCUGAUCUCUCUCUCUCUCUCUCAUCAUUCUCCAUUUCAUUCCGAUCAUUCCCCGGAAAUCCGACAAUUUCCCGGGAAAAUGUCUCACGGCGAUACCAUACCCCUCCAUUCAUCUUCCCAAUCGGACAUUGACGAGAUUGAGAAUCUCAUCUACUCAAACCCAUCAACCGUUCUACCUGCUAGACCUCCAAGUCCACCUCGAGCUUCAAUUCCCGUCUCAUCUUCUCCAUUUAUCCCCUCAAACCUCCCACCUCCUUCUUACCAGAAACCCACACCAGUUCCAUCUGUUUCAGCUCCUCCUCCACCUCCACCUCCUCGAUCCGAUACUGUUCAACCAAGAAUUGCAUCAGAUGGGUUUGGUCCACCUCCAAACACUUUGACUGAACCAGUGUGGGAUACUGUAAAAAGGGAUCUAUCUAGGAUUGUUAGCAAUCUUAAGCUUGUUGUUUUCCCAAAUCCGUAUAGGGAAGAUCCUGGUAAGGCACUUAGAGAUUGGGAUCUUUGGGGACCUUUCUUCUUCAUUGUUUUCCUUGGAUUAACUUUGUCUUGGUCUGCAUCUGUUAAAAAGUCUGAAGUUUUCGCGGUUGCAUUUGCACUUCUAGCAGCUGGUGCUGUGAUUCUGACAUUGAAUGUGUUACUACUGGGAGGUCACAUAAUCUUCUUCCAGAGUCUGUCUCUUCUGGGUUACUGCUUGUUCCCAUUGGAUAUUGGUGCAUUAAUCUGUAUGAUAAAGGAUAACGUGAUAGUCAAGGUUGUCGUGGUUUGUGUAACAUUGGGAUGGAGCUCUUGGGCAGCAUAUCCUUUCAUGAGUACAGCCGUCAACCCUAGAAGAAAAGCUCUCGCACUCUAUCCAGUCUUUCUCAUGUACGUUUCUGUCGGUUUUCUCAUCAUCGCAAUUGAUUAAUCCGCAUAUAUCCAAACCGGUUUUCAACAAAUUAUAGAGCCAUGCAUGUCACACUAUUGCCUUCUUUCGCUUCUCAACAUCAGAUGUAUGAAUGAAUGAACCAACUUUGAGUAAAAUUGCAGAUAGUUAAUAGUUUUGUAUCUCAGUGAAAUUUUCAAUAUGAAAUAUUGUGUAUGAAUUACUGUUGAAGACGGCUUGGUUUGUGAACUAGGAAAAUAUAUGUAUUGAAAUUGAAGUUGGAACUGUAAUGUCUCUUGUUCAUGUAAUAAUUAGGGGUUUUCCUGGAUUGGUUUAUUCUAUUUAUUUUAUAACCCAAAAGUUGAUAACCAUAACUGAACUUAUUAUACUUAUUUUAAAUUAAA